GAGAAGAAGCUCAUAGACGCCUGUUCAUCCUCUCUGGGUGCUUCUAGUAGACCCUCACUGCUGUUUUAAAUAGGACGGGUGGGUUUAAAAUAAAAGGAAAUAAAAACACAGUAAACAUGUCGGCGCGAACAUUGCCUCUUGUGUUUAUUAAUCUCGGUGGUGAAAUGCUGUACAUUCUGGACCAGCGACUGCGAGCUCAAAAUAUCCCAACCGACAAAGCUAAGAAAGUGAUGAAUGACAUCAUUACCACUAUGUUCAACAAGAAAUUCCUGGAGGAACUGUUCAAGCCACAAGAGCUCUACUCCAAAAAGGCUUUGAGGACAGUGUUUGAUCGACUUGCCCAUGCCUCCAUCAUGAGACUGAACCAAGCAAGUAUGGACAAGCUUUAUGACUUAAUGACCAUGGCAUUUAAAUAUCAAGUCCUUUUGUGUCCUCGCCCAAAAGAUAUUCUCCUUGUGACCUUUAACCACAUGGAUGCAAUAAAGGAUUUUGUGAGGGACACUCCCAGCAUUCUAAACCAAGUUGAUGAGACAUACAGCCAACUCAUAGAGAUCUAUACACCUCUGUCUGCUGGAGAAUUUCAACUUAUUAGGCAAACAUUGCUCAUAUUCUUUCAAGAUAUGCAUAUAAGAGUGUCUAUAUUUUUAAAAGACAAAGUGCAGAACUCCAACGGACGCUUCGUACUUCCAACAUCAGGACCUGUUCCAUAUGGCACCCAAACCCCAGGACUUAUUCGCAUGUUUAGCUGUAACGGUGAGGAGGUAAAGAGGUUGCAGUUUCAUGAUGGAGGAAACUACACUGCUGCACUUCGUGAGGGUUCUUUCGAGCUGUUUGGAGACAGAGUUAUUAAACUAGGCACAAACAUGUAUAGUGUUAGUCGUCCUGUGGAGACACACUUGUCUGGAACAUCUAAAAAUUCCUCCCAGCAUACCAAGGUCAACACAAUACCAAACCCAUUGGCAAAGGAGGAGCUAAAUCUGCUUGCUAAACUGAUGGGAGGUUUAGAGGUUCAGAAAUCAAGCAACACAGACUCUGGUUUCCGCGUUAACCUCUUUGCUACUGACGAGGAAGAAGAGGAGGCUUUGAUCUCAAGACCAGAGGAGUUCUCCUAUGAAGUUAUUAAUAUCCAAGCAACUAAGGACAAACAGGCCAAUGCAGAAUUGCAAAAGAUCAUGGGAGAAUUCACUGAAGCUAGAGAUCCUGCUCCGAGUUCCAGCAGCAAAGGAGAUGACCUGCUGGCCAUGAUGGACGGCCUGUGACACAGUGAUGAUGCAUUACAUCAGGCUUUGUACUGUGUGGAUGUACUGAAGUGUCUUAAUCUGGGAGCUGACAGACCUACCAUCUUACACCACAGCAACUGUUAGGAGCUGAUGUGUGUUCGUACUGGUGUAGUCGAUCUGUUCAUCUUGUGUGGAGCCUUCCGGUGUGGAGGAUUCUUCACGUCUAAGCAGCUGCAGUGCAGUCAUAACUUUAUGUAUGUUUACAUAAUGUAGUGAAUUCACUGUCAGCCACUUUGUUGUUUCAGCAACAAAUGCUAUUUUAAGUCACGAUGGAGACAGUCUGCGAGAAAGUAUAUCUUGAAAUGUUAGCACAAUUUGGUCAACCAAUAACAGCAAAUCAGAACUAGACCAAACAAAAUGAAAAUGAUUUCAGAUAGUGUAAUUUGCCUUUUAAGGUACUGACUGUGAGUAGCCAGCCAAUUCAAGUUCGCUAAAUCAGUAGAAAAAAACUAUUCCCUGACAAGAUUUGCUGGAAAAUACAAUACAGUGCAUUCAGAAAGUAUUCAGACCCCUUUCCUAAAAAUUUAAAGAAACAAGGCACUAGUCAUGACCCAUCCAACUUCACCCCGUCAUUAUUUUACUUGAGAAAAAUUGAAGUAAAAGUGAAAAGUAGCAUACGAGAAGACACUACACCCUACACGAAGUGUUAGUGUGUUAUAUUAUUUGUACUGAGGUAUUCAAAGCACUGUAGAAUCAAACGUCAUAAAAAGCCAUUGUUAUUCAUUUAUCCUGGUCAGGGUCACAGUGGGUCUUAAGUCCAUCACAGGCACAAGCCGAGCACACAUUUUGGACAUGGUAUCAGUUCACUUACCUAAUAACUGACUCUAUUGCACCUUCUGGCAAUCACUGUAGCCAGUCUAUUACUCAGCAUGUGGGAAACCCGGGACCCUGAAGCUGUGCUGCACCCACAAUACCUGCACCAGUAUUUAAAGAAUUUUGGGUGAGAUCAGCCAGAGCCCAGAGAAGUCGGUGGGUUUCUGAAUGUUGUUGAUGUCUAGUUUCUGCUUUUUUUGGUUUUCUGAAAUAUUCCCCAAAAAACGAUGUGGUUAUAUUUAUUACAGAAACAUGUAGAUUUUUUUUGCAGAGAGGGAUCAACAAUAACAGAUAUUUAAUAUUGCCAGUGGUAAAGCGCUAAACUAGUUUGUUUGUUUGUUUGUUUAUUAGGAUUUUAACGUCAUGUUUUACACUUUGGUUACAUUCAUGACAGGAACAGUAGAUACUCAUUGCACAAGGUUAUAUUGAACACAGUCAUGGACAAUUUAGCAACCCCAAUUCACCUCACUUGCAUUUGCAUGUCUUUGGACUGUGGGAGGAAACCAGAGCACCCGGAGGAAACCCACGCGGACACGGGGAGAACAUGCAAACUCCACACAGAAAGGACCCGGACCGCCCCACCUGGGGAUCGAACCCAGGACCUUCUUGCUGUGAGGCGACAGUGCUACCCACUUAGCCACCGUGCCGCCCCGCUUAACCAGUACCCUUAUCCCUUAAUUGCUCAAAAAUGUCCCUCGGGAUGAAUAUUUUAUUGCUUUGUGUGGUCAUAAAAAGAAAAAAAAACAAAUGUGAAGAUUUUUACAGCAGGAAAACACUGUGGUGCAAACAGUCCCUGAUAAUGCACCCAUAAUUCAUGAAGAUAAAGAAGUUACUCCAGUAGAAUGGUCAGCAUACUACUAGAAACUAAUUCAUUUAUUAUUGUAUUUAUUGUGUUUUGUCUCUGUGCUUUUGUUGCAAAAUCUGAGAAAAAAAAUCUAAGUUUUGCUUUUAAAGCACAUUAACACAUGCAUAAAUGUAAAUCAUGUUGAUUUUUUUCUUACCUGGAUCUGUAUGUUAAGGGUUCACUGUAUGGUUCAAAUUGUGAAGACCACCUGACCAUAAGUUUGUUGCACACCCCAUGUAAUUGCUAUUUUAACCAACAAAUUCUCAAAUGUAAAGAGGAAAACACACACACACACACGUGUUAAGUAUAGUAGCCCUCCUCAUGAAGUGCAGAUCAUGUCAUUUCAGUAGAUUCAGGUUUAAUGUCUAAUCUAUUUUAUUUAUUAUGUUUGUAACAUACAUUGUGCAGGCAGUUUCUCCAAGUUUCUCCUCAGUGGGGAGCUGUUGGCACUAUAGUAAUUUAAGUGUGUAUCAGGAAUGGUCUUUAUUGCUUUACAUAAUUUUUUUUUGUUGGAAUGUUAUGUUAAGUAGUUCCAUCUAAAAAUAAAAAUCAUGGAAUGAAAA
Molecule: messenger RNA, 3500 nt
Organism: Trichomycterus rosablanca
Lineage: Eukaryota; Metazoa; Chordata; Actinopteri; Siluriformes; Trichomycteridae
Gene: oscp1b
Product: organic solute carrier partner 1b
Exons: 10
Coding region: 117-1259 (380 amino acids)
Biological process (GO): transport
Cellular component (GO): plasma membrane; cytoplasm
Source: RefSeq, a predicted model, not a curated record